Messenger RNA from Metarhizium brunneum ARSEF 3297, 1902 nucleotides. RefSeq lists its product as uncharacterized. NCBI's taxonomy places the organism in Eukaryota, Fungi, Ascomycota, Sordariomycetes, Hypocreales, Clavicipitaceae. The record is from RefSeq and is a predicted model, not a curated record.
AUGCCAGCAACAGGUUCAAAUAAGAAACCUCGAAGCGGAGGCGGGAGUGGAAACAUCUUGCGCUUCUUCAAACCCGUCACACAACGACCGCCCUCACCACCACCAGCACGUCCCCGAAGCCCAACUCCGGAGUCGCCCUCUCCCUCUCCGCUGGCCUCAUCCCCAGAGCGGCCUGUCACGCCUCAAAAACGAGGGCCAGUAGAAAUAGGGGCUUCCGAUGACGACGAACAAUCCGACGGCGACUUCUCAGACGACUCGCUAGAAGACCUCUCUUGUUUACUCAACCGAACCAAGAAUGCAGUCCCUGCGGAACAGAAGCCCCAGCAUAAUCCGUAUGCUACGCCAAGGGCGAAAAGAAUGGCUGUCGAGUUCCCCGCGUCGCCGUUGGCCAUCAUGCCAAGACACAAGUUUGACAUGAAGGCUCUUGCAAAGGAUGCACGGCGGGAUGAUGCCACGACGGCGAGCUCGCUAAAAGUGAAGGAAGCUACGAAUGCCGCCCAGGCAAAGGGGGAGAAUGCCUCGUCCUUGUCCACGAGUGAUGCUAUUGCCGGGAUUAUGAAAGACAAUGGAGGGCAGAAUGCCCAUAAGGUGCUCCGGGCUGUUGAGAGAUCCGGUACCUCGCAAGCACAGCCGAGAUAUCUCUUUUUCAAGGAGGAGUACAAGGCACCGUCUGCCCCUAGGGCUCCAGAACUCGGGAGAAAAUCUCCGUGGAAUCUCCUGACGCAGGGCAAUGCUAAAGCAAGGGAACAGCAUUUGAUAUCAGGGCUACCGCAGACCAUCUUGCGCCUGCGCAAAAACGGGGACCUCCCUGAUUCAUUGUUCGACUGGAUGUUGGACUCGUUGUGCACGCACCCUUCGAUUAUUGUGAGGCAGGAAUACUGUAACAUGGUGGCUAGCUGUGCAGAACAAGUUGAGCGUCUGGUAACACCCGAACGGUUACGACAGUUAUUCACACGGCUCGGAGCGCAAGAUUCCAGAGAAUCGGGUCUUCAUCCAGAGUUGACUGUAUCCAGACUUGAUCGCGAACCGUACGAGGGCCGUGACUGGUCCUGCCUCCAGUCCUUCAUCUCGCUACUUGGACUCAUUGCCCGCCAUUUGUCAGUACAGGCGGCAGAAUAUGCCACUCAGACACUUCUCCGACUAACAUUGGAUAAACUUUUGAUCUGCAACAUCCAGGUCCUGGCCGAGUUUGAAUAUACAAUCCAGGAACUCAUCGGCGCUCUGCCAAGUCCCCUGUGGAACAACUUUUGCUUCGAAACUUGUUCUCUGCUCAGCUGGGGCCAAGAAUAUCGCACCAUCAAAGCCACGUCUCUUCUUUGUCUCCCCAUCUCCAGCAAACGGGUGCAUGACCUGCGUAGGAGAAUGGCCGUCGCAACACUCUUCCAGGACGACUCUCUAGCCCGCAGCAACUCGGAGGACGUCGUCACCCUCCGUGGCAUCAUCGACAUCCUCAACACCGACAGCUUCACAAUCACCCCCAAGACAGACUUUUCCGAUCUCCGCGCCAGCAUCAUUCUUCUCGACAUAGCCAUCGACGAUGGCUCCGUCGUCAAAUUUAACAACGUCCAAGACGAGAAAAAGUUCAAUGAGGAGGUGGACGAACUAGCGGGCAUGCUGCAGGAAAUUUGGAGAAAGACAAACGACUCUGGUAUGAAGUUGGCAAGAACCGAGGCAAAGAGUGUGGUCGAGUGGGUGCAGAAGCGGCUGUCGCAUAGCGUGCGGACUCGAAGAAAUGCCAGGAAGAGCGUGUUUUAUCUUCCCGAGUUGAGUGAGGAUCCUUUUCUGCCGAGACAGAGGGACUACAUGAAGAAAUUUUUGCAGAAGCCGGCGAGGUCGCCGGUUGUUAAGGAACCUCCUGCUGCCGAGACGGAGCCAGACACAAUUGUAUGCGCAGAAGAUUAG